CCUCCAUGGGAGUUGGGUCCUGGCUUGGCUCGCCAUGGCCCGUGCUGAAUCUGAGAGGGAGGAGAGGGGUGUGAGAGGAGAGGGAGAGGAUGUGGGGAGGUUUAAGAGUUAUCCAAAUCGGCUUCAGCGGCUGAACCGGUUCAAGUGCGAUCUUCCGAAGAGCGGCUCGUCCAUGCCACCACGCACAGACACCGUUCUCGCCGUUCGCCACAGAGAAACACUAUUCUUAUUCACACGUCGCACAGACUGUCGAGAAAUUAUUCUGGUUUUUAAUCGUGAAAAUUUGCAGGUUAUCGAGGGGUAA
Molecule: messenger RNA, 304 nt
Organism: Acaulospora colombiana
Lineage: Eukaryota; Fungi; Glomeromycota; Glomeromycetes; Diversisporales; Acaulosporaceae
Source: the annotation of a GenBank genome assembly